Molecule: messenger RNA, 869 nt
Organism: Dioscorea cayenensis subsp. rotundata (Guinea yam)
Lineage: Eukaryota; Viridiplantae; Streptophyta; Magnoliopsida; Dioscoreales; Dioscoreaceae
Exons: 5
Coding region: 76-633 (185 amino acids)
Source: RefSeq, a predicted model, not a curated record
AGUAUUAUAAACCAAGCAAAUCACAUGAAAUUGGAGGAGCCUCAUUGCACAUGAACAAAGUCAUUUGCUAGGAUCAUGGAUGAAAAGAGAAAAGAUGCUAAUGACAUACCACCAUCACGUGCACAAAUGUAUAUCAUGAGUCGUACAAAAAAAGAUGGAACUAUUGUUAGUGAGAAAGCAACUGAAGUUGUGGAACAAAUGAAGAUACACAUGAAUGACUCUGGUGAUUCUUCUAAUAAAAACGGAUGGUCUUGGGAAAAUGAUGUGUAUGCUAAAGUGAAAGGGCCUGAAAAAAGAGGGUGUGUGCGUUGUGUUGGGGAUGUUUAUGCAUCAUCUUCCAAAUCGAGUUCAUCAACCGAAAGAAAUGAGGAGGUCUUAAGUUUGAAGUCAUAUGUCAAUGGAUUAGAGCAAAAAAUAGAAUUACAAUCACAAGUGAUUAAUCAACAAUCACAAGUAUUAGCUGCUAUUAUUUCAUUGUUAAAUAAGAGAUUUCCUGAAGAAAAUGUUAAUGAUGUCAUGGGAGAAGUUAAUCGCUUGAUCAAUCAAGAGGCUGCAGAUGCUAAUAGUGCACCGAAUAACUCUCCAAAUAUAAACAGAUCUUCAAAUUCAAGUUUUCAGCCUAACAGCGUCUAAGGAGAUACCUGAAUUUUGUGGUUCUAUGCUGUUAUGCAAGUCCUGAUUUUAUACGAAUAUUGGCAACAUAUUGCAAUACUUCAUGAAUUCUUUCAUCUGGGCAGUUUUUUUAUCCUUUUUGUUGGAUGUUAUAGGUUUGCAGCCCUUGUUAAAUUGUUUAUGUUAUCUUUGUGAUUGUUAGCCAUAAUGGCUGAUUGAUUAGUGCAGUUUAUGUAUCAUUGAUUGAAACCAACUAA